AUGGCUCAUUCUCGUUCAGCACGGGACUUUGUUGCACUUUCAGACCUGCAUCCAAACCUCGCUCGUCCUAAUGUAAUCGGGGUGGUUAUUGGGAAAACAGAUGUCAGAAGCUUUCCAGACCGAAAAAACAUUGGCGCUGAAAGAUACACCUUCAAUUUUACCAUUCGUGAUUCCCCAACUUGUUUCAUUAAUGUCCAGUCGUGGGGCAGAGAAGAAUACAUCAGAUCCCUCUCAGAAAGCUUCAGGGUUGGUGACUGUGUUACAAUUGAAAAUCCUUUAAUUCAGUCAAAGGAAGCAGAAAGAGAAGAAAAAUUCAACCCUGUAACUCCUAGUGGCUACAAAUUAUUGCUCAGUGAAAACCACUCUGUGGUCAAAACCUCUUCCUGCUACGACACAGACACCAAGCUCCUGGCUCUGCUGCACCUGCCUGUCAAGGACCCUCAGGAUUAUUAUUCCCUGGGGGACAUCGUGGCAAAUGGACAAAGCCUCCAUGGGAGAGUCCUCAACGUGCUGGCAGCUGUGAUGGCAGUUGGGGAGCCCAAAUAUUUCAUGACUUCAGACAAAAGGAAAGGCCAGAGGUGUGAAGUCAAGCUGUAUGAUGAAACAGAGAGGUCUUUCCCAAUAGUAUGCUGGGAUAAUGAAUCCAUCCAGCUGGCACAGAGUUGGGUCCCCCAAGAAACAGUUAUAUUUGCAUCAGAUGUCAGAAUCAAUUUUGACAAAUUUAGGAACUGCAUGACUGCAACUGUGAUAUCCAAAACCAUCAUUACAACUAACCCAGAAACAGCAGAAGCAAAUGUUCUCUUCAGCUUCAUCAAAGAGAGCGCCCAGGCAGGAGUUCUGCCCAGCCCAGUGAAGGAAAUGGCAAAUGAAACCAUUAACUUGGAGGCUGUAGUGGACGUCUACACAGUGGAACAGCUGAAAGAAAAAGCUCUGCAGAGUGAUGGGAAGCUGGAGCCUCUCCAUGGAAUUAUUUAUGGCUACAUUUCCACCCUGGACAUUGAUGAGAACGUGUCCAGAGUCCUGCGCAACAGAUGCUCAAUCUGCCGGUUCAUCGUGAACGAAGCAUCAAACACCUGCACCUUCUGCAGUGAUGUCUCUCCAGAGGCCAAGUCCACCUUUGCCAGCUUUGACAUCCUGGUGGAUGUGACAGAUCACACGGGCACCCUGCGCUCCUGCUACCUGUCCGACUGUGUCGCUGAGGAAAGCCUGGGCUGCACAGUCCAUGAAUUCCUCAUGCUGGAAGAAAACCAGAAGACUGCACUGAAAUGGCAACUCCUCUUGGAACGAAGCAAGAUUUACUUCAAAGUUACUUUGUCACCCAAUUGGAGAACAGGAUUAAAAGUGAAUCUUCUUUCCUGCAGACUGGCAGAUCCUGUAGAGGCGAGUCAGAGCUUGUUGGGAAGAGAGUGGAAUUAUUAAUAAAUGCUAGGAAAG
This is a messenger RNA of Pseudopodoces humilis (Tibetan ground-tit), 1434 nucleotides long. It is a transcript of the gene MEIOB, whose product is annotated as meiosis specific with OB-fold. Lineage: Eukaryota; Metazoa; Chordata; Aves; Passeriformes; Paridae. Gene Ontology annotation, biological process: resolution of meiotic recombination intermediates. Gene Ontology annotation, molecular function: single-stranded DNA binding; single-stranded DNA 3'-5' DNA exonuclease activity. The record is from RefSeq and is a predicted model, not a curated record.